AUGGCCGCCGUUAGCAGCAAGCAGCAGCAGCAGCAGCAGCAAGGCCAGCCUCUGAUUGUGGCCGACGGCGUGGCCAACCUGCUGGACGCCGCCGCGGUUGCCGCGUUCCUGGCCUACGGCAGGGAGAGAGCACUGUCCCUUGCGGCGGACGCCAAGCACGGCGCACAGGUGGCGCGGGUGCGGCUGGGCGUCGACGCCACCGUGCGCAAGGUGCUCGGCCAUCCCCCGCGCGGUCAGCGCCGUGGAGGAGGGGGUUCGGAGGACUAG
Prorocentrum cordatum is the source of this 267-nucleotide messenger RNA. NCBI's taxonomy places the organism in Eukaryota, Dinophyceae, Prorocentrales, Prorocentraceae. The record is from the annotation of a GenBank genome assembly.